Molecule: messenger RNA, 337 nt
Organism: Rhizophagus irregularis DAOM 181602=DAOM 197198
Lineage: Eukaryota; Fungi; Glomeromycota; Glomeromycetes; Glomerales; Glomeraceae
Source: RefSeq, a predicted model, not a curated record
CUAUUACUAAGAUAGAAAUAUCACCACAUGAAAACUACCUUAUUACUUAUAGUGAAGAAGAUAGUUCAAUUGCCGGUUGGAAUGUUGAAGAUAUUGAUAAGGUUCAACUUAAAUUUCAUCAAACUGUUAAAAUUAAUAAAGAAGGUGAUGAAUAUAAUAUUUAUGAAAUCAAAAGUUUAUGUGUUUCUGAUGAUAAGAAACUUGCUUAUGUUUAUCUUCAUAGGGAUUAUUGGCGUUGUUCUGGUAAGUAAUAAUUAUUUGAUUAGUAUGUAAUUAUUAAAUUAUGGUAAUUGAUAUUUAUUUUAAUAUUUUUUAGUAAUCGAUAUGAAUAAUAAAG